This is a messenger RNA of Coccidioides immitis RS, 795 nucleotides long. RefSeq lists its product as uncharacterized. The transcript is spliced from 2 exons. Bases 103 to 591 code for a protein of 162 amino acids. NCBI's taxonomy places the organism in Eukaryota, Fungi, Ascomycota, Eurotiomycetes, Onygenales, Onygenaceae. The record is from RefSeq and is a predicted model, not a curated record.
CUUUCAUGCUAGCCUUACCUACUUAGUUUCCCAGUCUUCAACUUUCAUCUUUCCUCAUAACUGCAUAUCUACAUUUGAUGUAGACACCGUUAUGGCUUCUUGAUGUCACACAUGAAAAAGGCUCCGGGCGAACGCGCCACCAGCGAUGUUAUUUUACCCAUGCAAGACCCCUACAUGACCCAGAUUACUGACGGAAGGAAGAAUUAUGAGUUCAGGAAAUAUUGCCUCAAGCCUAGUGUGAAAAGAAUCUGGUUCUAUCGGACUGCUCCGCACUCCAGCAUCACCCAUGUCUGCGAAACUAAGCCCGCUCGAACUCGAAAACCCGGCGAUCUUCCUCUGGACAAAGACGGCCUGGGUAAUGCCGAAUUCGACAGUAAACACAAGGACUGGGAUGGUUAUGACUUCGCGUACGAGAUGGUCACUGUCUACGAGCUCAAACGGCUGAUAACCCUCAAGGAGAUGAAAGACAAACAUGGUUUCAAGUCAGCGCCGAGGGGGCUUGUUUACCUGCCCAGGUCAAUUAGUACCAGUGUUAACUGGAAGCAACAAAAGCUGUUGAUCAACCGAAGAAAGCAAUUCUCGGAGGCUUAAGCUAGGCUGUGGGAGCUCAGAUGGGUCUGAUGCAAGAUGUUGUCACAGUCGGAAAUGACGCGACCGGUUUAUUCCAACUUAACUUAACUACAAUAUAAUAUUUGCGGACCACGUCCAUUUUGUUCGAGUGGAUGAGUUUCCCAUUUUUCCUUACCCCCGCUAAGGCUUUCAGCUAUUCGACCCAUGUUCUUUUCAAGUGCGUAU